UUUGUUUCGUUAAGUUAUCUCAAUGUAUAUAAGCCUUGUGUAACUUUUGUGGAAUUAAGAGCAAAAAAUGUGCAGACGUCUAGUAGUAGCGUUCAGCGUCUUAGCAUUGGCAUUGCUGGCUCGCGAGAGUCACGCAAGGGCCUGCAAUAGGCGGAGCACCGUCAUUCAGACCAAGAUCCCCAAUAAGACCAAGGUCACCAUGAACUGCCCCAACAAGGUCCAGCCGCCCUUCUUCCCCUUCCCGUAUGCUAUAGCUAGCAUUUCACCAGUUUACUACUCCUGCCAAAAUCGCGCCUGUCAGAAAAACGGCAGACCAACUUCAACGUCAAAAUAUAAUCCCCAACCUUCACCAGCAUUGAGAACGAACACCAUAAUAAUUGUCUCCGAUUCGGAUAGCACAUCAAAAUCUACCGCACCAGAGAAACCAGCUCCCGCUCCAGAACCCGCUCUAGAACUAGCACCAGAACCAGCACCAGAACCAGCACCGGAACAACCAGAACCCGCUUCAGAACUUGUUCCAGAACCAGCUCCAAAACCAGAACCGGAACAGCCAGAACCCGCUCCAGAACUUGCUCCAGAACCAGCUCCAGAACCAGAACCGGAACAACCAGAACCCGCUCCAGAAGUUGCUCCAGAACCAGCUCCAGAACCAGAACCGGAUCAACCAGAACCCGCUCCAGAACCAGAACCGGAACAACCAGAACCCGCUCAAGAACCCGUUCCAGAACCAGAACCGGAACAACCAGAACCCGCUCCAGCAGAACCCGCUCCAGAACCAGCCCCAGAACCAGAACCCGCUCCAGAAUACCAACUCCAGUACCGGUACCGCAGAAACUAUAGUUUGUGCAUUCUAAGAUGAUAUGGAUGACAGUUUUCAUGUUCC
Messenger RNA from Aricia agestis (brown argus), 883 nucleotides. RefSeq names its product protein TsetseEP-like. The record is from RefSeq and is a predicted model, not a curated record. NCBI's taxonomy places the organism in Eukaryota, Metazoa, Arthropoda, Insecta, Lepidoptera, Lycaenidae. The transcript has 3 exons. The coding region runs from base 68 to 859 and encodes 263 amino acids.